Centruroides sculpturatus (bark scorpion) is the source of this 910-nucleotide messenger RNA. RefSeq names its product proteasome subunit alpha type-6-like. The record is from RefSeq and is a predicted model, not a curated record. NCBI's taxonomy places the organism in Eukaryota, Metazoa, Arthropoda, Arachnida, Scorpiones, Buthidae. Gene Ontology annotation, cellular component: proteasome core complex, alpha-subunit complex; proteasome core complex; nucleus. Bases 45 to 779 code for a protein of 244 amino acids. Gene Ontology annotation, biological process: ubiquitin-dependent protein catabolic process. The transcript has 7 exons.
AGUGUGUAUGAAAUGACUGUGCUUGUUCGUCUGUCGAAAACAAGAUGGCGAGAGGUACCAGUGCAGGGUUCGAUCGUCAUAUAACUAUAUUUUCACCCGAAGGACGACUGUAUCAAGUCGAAUAUGCGUUUAAGGCUAUCAAUCAAGGUGGAUUGACUUCUAUUGGUCUUAAAGGCGAAGAUACUGCAGUUCUGGUCACCCAGAAGAAAGUUCCUGAUAAGCUACUUAAUCCAUCAAGUGUAACUCAUAUGUAUAAACUGACAGAUAAUAUUGGCUGUGUAAUGACUGGUUUAGUAGCUGAUGGACAGUCUCAAGUUCAUAGAGCACGUUACGAAGCAGCUAAUUGGAAAUAUAAAUAUGGAUGCGACAUUCCCAUAGAUGUCCUGUGCAAGAAAAUUGCUGACAUUUCACAGGUUUACACGCAGAAUGCAGAGAUGAGACCCCUAGGAUGUAGCAUAAUGAUGAUUGCUUAUGAUGGAGAACCUCAACUCUACAAGGCAGAUCCAGCCGGUUACUACUGUGGUUAUCGAGCCACCAGCGUAGGUGUUAAACAAGCAGAAGCAAAUAGUUAUUUAGAAAAGAAAUAUAAGAAAAGAAUAAAUUAUAAUCAUGAUGAAGCCAUUCAGCUGGCCAUCACUGCUCUUUCUACUGUUUUAUCUGCCGAUUUUAAGUCAUCAGAAAUCGAAGUCGGGGUGGUUUCUAAAGAUAAUCCUAAAUUUAGGACCCUGACGGAACCAGAGAUAGAAGCCCACUUGGUAGCAAUUUCGGAAAGGGAUUAGAAUGUCUUUUAACAGUAAAAUGUUCACCCAUGAUAACAGUUUUUCUACUUGUUUAAUUUGCUUUUCACUUAUACACCAAUACUUUUCUUUAUUCAAAAAUAUUAAAUAAAAUUAAUUUUGAAUUUUUAAAA